AUGAGCGGCGAAACCGAAAUGCAAGAUGUUGUAUAUCUCAAGACGCCCGAUGAAGACAAGAAAAAAGCAGAGGAAUUGGACGGCUUCGUGAAUGUACAAAUUUCGGCUGAACAAGGUUCACCCACUGAGGCUGAACACGCUCAACACGAGCAAACAUAUCAUGACCAACCAGAAACACCUCAGGAUGUACGAGAUCAAAUGAAUCAAGAAUAUCGACCCAAUGAUCCUUCACAGCAUGGAAAUUUUGAACCGUCAGUUGGUAAAUUAUCAGAGGAAAAUGGUGAGCCUACUUCCACGAGCGCAUGUGUAACAGGGGAAAGCGAUAAUCUUACUUCUGCGAAUGAAUUGAAUAAUUUAAAAGACGAGGUACACGAAUUCGAUGCAACAACAGGAGCAAAUCAUAGAUCCACUUCUGCAAACGAAUCGACCAGCCAC
Molecule: messenger RNA, 435 nt
Organism: Acaulospora colombiana
Lineage: Eukaryota; Fungi; Glomeromycota; Glomeromycetes; Diversisporales; Acaulosporaceae
Source: the annotation of a GenBank genome assembly